Molecule: messenger RNA, 470 nt
Organism: Cajanus cajan (pigeon pea)
Lineage: Eukaryota; Viridiplantae; Streptophyta; Magnoliopsida; Fabales; Fabaceae
Source: RefSeq, a predicted model, not a curated record
AUCAGAGUAAAAGUGGCGCACUUGUGUUGUUCAUUAAAGAUAUAGAGAAGGCAAUGGUUGGCAACUCUGAAAUUUUAAAAAGUAAAUUUGAAAGCUUGCCACCAAAUAUCGUGGUAAUUGGUUCUCACACCCAGUUGGAUAAUCGUAAGGAGAAGACUCAAACUGGCGGCCUUCUGUUUACCAAGUUUGGAAGCAAUCCGACAGCACUACUUGAUCUUGCUUUUCCGGAUAACUUGAGUAGACUGCAUGAUAGGAGCAAAGAAACCCACAAAGUCAUGAAGCAACUUAAUCGCCUUUUUCCAAACAAAGUGACUGUACAGUUGCCUCAGGACGAGGCUUUACUUUCUGACUGGAAGCAGCAGUUAGAUCGUGACAUUGAAACUAUGAAAGCUCAGUCCAAUGUUGUCAGCAUUCGCUCAGUAAGUCUUGCAAAAUCUCUCAAUCAUAUUCAAUGCUUAAUCUUGCUGUAG